Sphaeramia orbicularis (orbiculate cardinalfish) is the source of this 2911-nucleotide messenger RNA. It is a transcript of the gene ankrd34c, whose product is annotated as ankyrin repeat domain 34C. NCBI's taxonomy places the organism in Eukaryota, Metazoa, Chordata, Actinopteri, Kurtiformes, Apogonidae. The record is from RefSeq and is a predicted model, not a curated record. Gene Ontology annotation, molecular function: protein binding. Bases 316 to 1905 code for a protein of 529 amino acids. The transcript has 2 exons.
CCCCAUUGGACUGAUGUAGUGUGCCUCCAUAACAAAAGCCACACUGCUCAUGUGCUAUGGUGCCAGAAAGGCACGGCACUCAGUAACCUAAACUAGGACGCUUUGAUGGGACCAGCUGCGAAUGAAAAAUAGGGAUAUUACGAAGAACUACAAAAAAAAAAGAAACUUUCGGCUUUGAAACAUUAAUUAUCUCGAUUUCUUCUCCCCUACAUGACAAAGCGCUCACCAGGUUACUUUGAGCAUGGAAAACCUCUCUGCGGACCAGGGCUGUGAGCUGUAAGUUGAAAACUGAGCAGACCUGCGACUGGUUGGGAAAUGGCAAAUAUUCUGGAGCUGCGGACAGAUGGAAACUCACUCCUGAAGGCGGUAUGGCUCAGACGCCUGAGACUCACCAGGCUCCUUUUGGAAGGAGGUGCAUACAUCAACGAGAGCAAUGAACGUGGAGAGACGCCUCUUAUGGUGGCCUGCAUGUCCACACAUACUGAUCAGCAGAGUGUGAGCAAAGAGAAGCUGGUGAAAUAUUUACUGGACAACCAGGCAGACCCCAACAUACAGGACAAAGCAGGUAGGACAGCACUGAUGCACGCCUGCAUCCACAAGGCAGGACACGAGGUGGUGGAUCAUCUACUCAGCAAUGGAGCUGAUCCCAGUCUGGAGGACAGGAGCGGGGCCUCAGCACUGGUUUAUGCCAUCAAUGCAGAUGAUAAGGAGACAUUAAAACUGCUGUUGGAUGCAUGCAAAGCUAAAGGCAAGGAGGUCAUCAUAAUCACCACAGACAAGUCGCCGUCAGGCACUAAAACCACCAAACAGUACCUUAAUGUCCCCCCAUCACCAGAGCUGGAUGAGAGGUCCUUUUCAGCCUACUGCACCUCUCCCUCUGAUAUCAAUGUGACUGCAUCUCCCACACCUGAAGAAGAGCAACAAAACACAGUCUUCAGUUUUCAGACAAAACUAAAAAUCUCUAGUUCAGCUGCAAAGCUGGCGAACGGGCCGACUUCACCAACACGUCGGCCUGCAAACCCUAAGCGCGCACGAUUACCUCAGCUGAAGCGACUGCAGUCAGAACCAUGGGGGUUGAUUGCUCCCUCUGUCCUAGCUGCAGCUGCCACCCAUGAAGAAAGCAAGAAAGCAAGCUCUGAUGAGGAUGUUGUGGCAGGUGUAAAUGGUCUCUCGUUGAGUAAGAGGUCAGUUUUAUCUCGACAUAACAGUGUAGAUGGAAAGGACAGUGUAUUCCCACUAGUGGGUGAGCAACCUUGCAAAAUGACAACCUCUCUAUCAGUUCCUCCAACGUCAAAAGCAGCAUACGAGCGAUCUCUAAGCCAGCACCAGCCACUGGCGAGGCGCAGUACUGUGCCCGCAGAGCAGGAGAGCAGCAGCUGCAACAGCGGACCAGCCAGUUUGAGAGAUACGAAGCAUAGGAGACGUCUGGGGAAUGAUCACUAUGACUCAGACUCACAGCUCUAUUCAGACUCUGCCAUGUUAGACUCUCCUAAGGUCCCAGUGGAGCGAAGGAAACUAAACACUUCUCCACUUGCAAUGUUAACCAGCUCCAGAGAAUCACUAGACAGCAAUGCCAGCACAUCCUCCCCCAGCACAGCACGCCGGCGUGCACCAGGCCUACUGGAGAGGAGAGGCUCAGGCACCCUGCUGCUGGACCACAUCUCUCACACCAGGCCCGGCCACCUGCCCCCUCUCAACAUCAACCCAAACCCUCCCAUCCCCAAUAUCGGGGCCAGUAGCAAGCCCUCCUCACCUCUGGCCACAGGGAUCAGAUCGAUAGCUCCAGUAGCACCAAACACACCAAAGAGAGGUGGCCUCAUGUCCAAGAAGAAGCUUGUGAGAAGGCACUCUAUGCAAGUGGAGCAGAUGAAACAGCUUUCUGAUUUUGAAGAGCUGGCUCAUUAGUUAGUGAUGGUGUUUAUGCAGCAGAUAUUUGUGGGGGUAGAAAUGUUAACACCAUAAAUCAUCAGGAAAUACAUUCAUAGGUUCAGAUAUGUAGAGUCAGCCAUUUAGAUGUUGAAUAAUGUAUAAUUUAUUGAAAAAUUUAUUGGAAAAAGAGCAAUAUAGAUAUUCUUCAUGUUUUAAACCCAACCUAACAGAUGAUUAUCUUUUGACUCCUCAACACUCUGCUGUAUGUGUUACAGUUUGAAUGUAAUUGCCAAGAAAUGGUACUUUUCCUCUGAACUAGCUCUGUUACAUGAUAAUGUAAUGUGUAGGGAAUAUACAGGGUCCAUUUGUAGCCAAAAGGCCACUUGGGUGCACUUUGUGUAUAUGUAAUUAGCAUCAUUAAUGGACUUUGGAUAAGUAAAAAUGUGAUGCACUUGUCUGAGAUGUAGCGUUGAGUAAGAUGAAAUUUGACUGUUUGUAGCAAUUUUGUACAAAGUGCCUUCAAGAUAAAGAAACCUUAAAAAAGAGCAGACAGAUACAGUUAAUGUAUUAAAGAUGUUUUAAUUUGAAAUGAUGUAACCAAAUGUGUUUAAUUUCCAUAUUGUUGGUCUCACAUGGAACAAAAUGAAGAGUCAGAACACACAUGAUGUGAAUGAAUGGACAACAUGCCUUAAGAAACAGGUAAAAUAAUGGGCUAUGUAUAACAGCACUUUAUUGCCCAGGAGGAAAAAAAAAAAGAUGAAUACAACUGUUAUCUCAAAGCACACGUAAUUACCUUAUAAUUACAUUAUUAAUUCUAGCAACACUGAAUGACAUUAUAGCCCUUAGCCAACUCAGACAUUAGCGAUACUUGUCAACUAAGAUGUAAUUUCACGCUAAUGGCAAUCAAAACUAAAGAUCAUACAGCUUCCAUGUUAUUUACCUGUGAAGCAUAGCUUCUGUUUAAAAGAAAACGUAAUUUAUUCCAUAGUAUUUUUGCAAGUAGUUUGUUGUAUAUUCUGAAUAAACGUCUAUCACUUGUGAA